Molecule: messenger RNA, 3255 nt
Organism: Candida albicans SC5314
Lineage: Eukaryota; Fungi; Ascomycota; Pichiomycetes; Serinales; Debaryomycetaceae
Product: DNA helicase
Exons: 1
Coding region: 1-3255 (1084 amino acids)
Molecular function (GO): nucleic acid binding; ATP binding; ATP-dependent chromatin remodeler activity
Source: RefSeq, a predicted model, not a curated record
AUGAAAGUUAUAAAGAAAAGGUUCUUCAAACCCAAGGAAGAAACGUUGCCCUCAGAUGAAGUGCCAGACCCACAAUCAUCUGCAGAACCUUUACAUAGUUUGUUUGUUCCCGAUGAGUCUGAAGAAGAAGAAACAACCACUUCUCCCAAAACCAAUUUUGAAAAAGAUAUAAUUGCAAUAGUUGGAGACAUUUCCCCUAUAAUAAUGAAAUAUUUAUAUGCAAAGUAUUCACAGAAACGUAAUGGAGCUAAGUUUGCUGUUACAGAGUUAUUGACAAACCCUCCUGAUGUUGAAAAGUUGCAACAGGAUUCGAUUGCUUCGCAGUCUGCCAAACGACCACACACAAUCGUAUCAUACCAGGAACCUCCAAAUAAGAAAGUGAAUAUUAACCCAGAUAGUGCAAGUAGUAACAACGAACCGUUGAUGUGGCAAAGGCUCAUUGGUAGUUUGAAUAUACAGGCAAUGGCAACGARACCCGACCAUGAAACCGUUGAAAUACCAGGAAARSYAAAACUUAAACGAAUAACAACCAAAAACUCUACUAUGGCAAAUAGUGCAAUAGUAAGAGUGUAUCACAACGAACGAGAAAUUGGUCGGAUUCCCGAAGAUUGGACCAGGAUUCUUAGUCCUUUAUUUGACUUAAACAUUGCUGUAUUUGAAGCAUCGGUAUUGGAAGAAACAAAGUCUCGGCUAUCAACUGGAGACUCGUUUGUAAUAGAAAUUGAGGUCUACUUGACAAACUCUAGUUUUGCAAAAAAUCUUGAUGCCACUGAGAAUCCGAUUGAUUUGAAGAAAUCCAAUUUUGACUACUCAAAGGAGAGUGAGAGUGAAGCUGCACUAAGACUUCGACAAUUUGCAAUUUCAAACUUGUUUGAUAGGCUUGCAAUCAAACCCCUCAAAGUUAAUGAUGACACAGAAGAUGAAGAAGACAUAUCAAGCCAAGAAAUCAACUCUGGUGACGUAGAGCACCCAGUUCCUGAAAUUAACCUAGACCAGAUGAAAGAAUUUUAUCAAUCGAAUAACCAACUUAAAAUAUUAGAAGGAUUGCCUGAAACUACUACCCCACCAAAAGAAAAUUUUGCCCUUGAUUUAAGAAGUUACCAAAAGCAUGGUUUGUCGUGGAUGCUUGCACGUGAAAAAGAAUUGGAUGUUUUGGAAAUGCUUCUGAAUGAGGAUAAACUAUCUUCACAAUCAAGAAAAGAAUUGGAAAACUUGGGCACCAUGAAUCCACUUUGGAGAAAAUACAAAUGGCCAUAUGCUACAGAAGCAACUCAGGAUCCAACACAAAACCAGACUGAAAAAUACUUUUAUGCCAAUAUGUAUAAUGGCGAAUUGUCGCUUGAAAAACCAGUUAUAAAAUCAAGUUUAAGAGGUGGAAUAUUAGCGGACGAGAUGGGAUUGGGGAAAACAAUUGCCACAUUGGCAUUAGUAAACUCCGUGCCGUACGAUAACUUUCCUGAACCCAAGUCGGACAGGCCAUACGCAUCUCAAACUACAUUAAUAGUUGUUCCGAUGUCGUUGCUUUUUCAGUGGAAGAGUGAGUUUGAGAAAUGCAAUAAUAACAGUCGCCAUGUUUGUCGUCUUCAUUAUGGUGAAGACCAAGAAACAAACCUAGCGUGGUCAUUGUGUAACCCUGACAACUCCAAAAUCCCUAUUGUUAUGAUAACGACGUAUGGUACAGUUUUAAACGAAUUUACAAGAUUAUCCAAACGCCGCAAUUCUAAGGGCGAAUUGCCCAAGGUGGGUUUGUAUUCAGUCAAGUUCUUCCGUAUAAUUUUAGAUGAAGGUCAUAAUAUUAGAAAUAGAAAUACUAAAACGGCCAAAUCUGUUUAUGAAUUACAACUGAGUCGGAAAUGGAUUUUAACGGGGACUCCGAUUGUCAAUAGAUUGGAUGAUUUGUAUUCGCUAACCAAGUUUUUAGAGUUGGACCCAUGGAAUAAUUUUUCAUACUGGAAAACGUUUGUAACCCUACCUUUCGAACAAAAAAAAAUAUCGCAAACGUUGGAUGUGGUAAAGUCUAUUUUGGAGCCAAUAUUUUUGAGACGAACCAAGCUGCAGAAAAAGAAUGGUAAACCAUUGGUUGAACUUCCAGCGAAAGAAGUGGUGAUAGAACAAAUCAAGUUUAAUGACGACGAAGAGAAAUUAUAUCAGUGGUUCAAAGACCGUGCAUAUGCUUCUUUUGCUGAAGGGAUAAAGUCUGGACAGUUGUUGCGUAGAUACACUCAGAUAUUGACUCAUAUUUUACGUUUGAGACAGGUGUGUUGCCAUGUUGAUUUGAUUGGGGGUGCACAUGAAAUGGACGAUGAGAUAAUUGAAGCCGAACAGGAUGAAGAUAUGAGAAAGUUUUUGACAUCAAUUAAAGAAAACCAAAUUCGAUUUGCAAAUGACACUGACGUCAAGGAAAAAAUGUAUAACUUGUACGGAAAAAUCAAAGAAGAAAACGAAUGUUCUAUAUGCACACAAGUACCUAUCCCAUAUAGUGAGAUGGUUGUCACUCCUUGUGCUCAUACAUUCUGUUUAUCGUGUAUCUUGGAGCAUUUGGAUUUCCAGAAAGAGUUGAAAAAGGAGAAACUUUGCCCCAAUUGCAGACUGCCGAUCUCAAAGUACCAAUUAUUCCGAAUCAGAAACCAACCCACCAAGGGAAACGAAAUCAGGUUUCAUAUCCAGAAAGACGCUCCUGAUUAUAGUUUUCAAUUGUAUUUGUACGAUCCUAACCGAUCUUCUUCAAAAAUACAGGCUUUGGUAAGACACUUGAAGGCACUACAUAGCCAAUCGCCCAAUCUGAAAGUCAUUGUGUUUUCGCAAUUUCUGUCGUAUUUGGAUAUUAUCCAAAGCGAGCUAAAACUAGCCAGUGAAGAAUUUAUAGUGUUCAAGUUUGACGGUAGACUUAAUAUGAAUGAUCGUACAAAAUUGUUGGAAUCUUUUAAUCAGCCUUUGGAAGAUGGAAAAGUAGCCAUCUUGCUCUUAUCUUUGAAAGCAGGUGGCGUGGGUUUAAAUUUAACUACAGCAUCAAGGGCAUACAUGAUGGAUCCGUGGUGGUCACCAAGUAUAGAAGACCAAGCAAUUGAUAGAAUUCAUAGAAUUGGCCAAAACGAGACUGUUAAAGUUGUUCGAUUCAUUAUGGAAAACAGUAUUGAAACCAAAAUGUUGAAAAUUCAAGAACGCAAAAAGCAAAUUGGGGAAGCUGUUGCCGCCGAAGAAGAAGAAAGACGAAAACGAAGAAUCGAAGAAAUACAAAUCCUUUUUGAGGAAUAG